CCGAUGUCUUCUCCGCUCUCAGAUCCGAGAAGAAUGUUCUCUAAUUCUGCCUUAGAGAUGCUCUCAUCUUCCGGUCUUCCAUAUGAUGACUAUACCAAGGGGUUCAUUUUGCAACAUCUGUUGGACCUAGUGCUUGAUUUUAUCCCGCAGCUACAACUCAAAAUUGUGCCGGUUACGGACUCAUACAACCUCCUCCAGGCAAAUGGAAAGAUCUGUUAUGGUGAUAGGAACAGAUACAACAUCCCCGUGAUCAUUUAUUUCUUGGAGUCUUACCCUCGCCGUCCUCCUAAUGUAUGGGUAAAUUGCCCAGACGAUACAAUCAUUCGCGAAUGUGACCAAUGUGUCGCUUCUUCUGGUGAAGUCACUCAUCCUUAUCUUCGGGAUUGGUGCCAGAGUUCCAACUUGGUAUACCUCGUCAUGCAACUCAGCGACGCAUUUUCUCGUAAAGAACCUUUCGCUGUCCCUAAUUUCGAUGGACGACUAUCUCUUGAGAAGACCAAGUUGGCAAAGAUUCUAAUCGAUAAUGGUCUGAAUGCUCUUUUAUGGGCCUUUAAUGGAGACCCAAACCCCCUUAUCGAUCAGAUUACUUGCCGAUACCCAAGACAUCCUGAUUUAGCAUCACACAUCAAGACUAAGGAUGGGGGUGUAGAAGCAUUCAUCAAGAUUGCAAAAGAUACCGCUAGAAAAAAAUUUGGGAUACAGCUUCCGGGGACGCAUGGGUGCCGUCAAGCGGAUCAGAUGAGUUCUCUGCAUUCAAUUCAUGAUCUUCCUCAACAAGAGAUUCCGCCAGCCGUGAACAUUCGUAUCUCCAACCUGCUCUCCAGGCAAGGCCUUCUCUACGAUGACUCCACUAAGGAGAGUAUCAGACAACAUCUCUUUGACCUACUACGAGAUUACCCUUGGCUAGAGGGGCAUGUUAACGACAAUCUCAUCAACGUAGAUGGAGUUAUCCCUUAUAGCGUUCAUGGAAAAAUCUACAGCGUCCCUGUCAUUAUCUGGCUCCACGAGUCUUACCCUGUUGGACGUCCUCGUGUCUGGGUGGAUAGUCCCAACAAUCAUGUCAUCAUGCAAAAUCUAGUAUAUGUCGCUCCUAGUGGUAUGGUAUGUCUUCCUUAUCUCCAGAAUUGGGAUCGAUUUAAAUCCAAUCUCGUAGGACUCAUCUCGCAUCUCAGCGCCGAAUUCACUUGUCAACCACCUUUCACGACCCGCCCACGAUAUGGUAUGUCUUCCUUAUCUCCAGAAUUUUGCAUUCUCUAUGUCUUUGUCUACGCCUAACAAGAAAUGAAAAUUUUAAUGGCUGUCUAUUCAGGGGUUUGAUGAUUAUUGUGUAAACAAGUUCUGAAGAUUCAUGUGGGUGACUCAUAUAUACUCUAAAAAGGUCCAACCAAACUCUUAAGGGUGGUGGGGAUUGCAAGUUCAUCCAGUUAACCGUUAUUGGCCUCUAAAUACAUUUAUGUCUUUUCC
This is a messenger RNA of Arabidopsis arenosa, 1464 nucleotides long. Lineage: Eukaryota; Viridiplantae; Streptophyta; Magnoliopsida; Brassicales; Brassicaceae. The record is from the annotation of a GenBank genome assembly.